AUGAGCGCCGUGUCCAAACCCCUUACUUAUUCCACCCAAAAUAUUAUACCCGAUAAGGAAGACACCAAGACGAAAUAUUGGAAUGUCCCGUAUAACAAAAAAAAAUCAGUGAAAAAACCCCUUAGUAUCAGAUUUGAUUCUAAUAAAGAGAAUAGCAUGGGUGCCAUCAACUCGAAAGUCACGGUGACCCCUGUUUCAAAGGAUGAAGUUAUUCCAAAGAAAAAUGAAAACGUUGAAACGAAAGAGGAAGUCAUCGUCACGAACCCUCCGAGUCCUCAGAGUCUCUCAAAGAAAAAUACCGAUAUUGAAGAGCCAUUACUGAAGCCCAAUCCGAGACGAUUCGUAUUGUUUCCUAUACAAUAUCACGAUAUCUGGCAGAUGUACAAAAAGGCCGAAGCAUCGUUUUGGACCGUUGAGGAGGUCGACCUAUCAAAGGAUAACCUCGACUGGGAAAAUAAACUUAAUGACGACGAGAGAUUUUUUCUCUCCCACGUGUUGGCCUUUUUCGCUGCCUCGGACGGCAUCGUGAAUGAGAACCUGGUGGAGCGCUUUAGCAACGAAGUCCAAAUUCCGGAAGCGAGGUGUUUCUACGGAUUUCAGAUCAUGAUCGAAAACAUCCAUUCGGAAAUGUACUCUCUCCUGAUAUUUUCCUACAUCAAAGACCAGGCGCAAAGGGAAUACUUGUUCGACGCCAUCGAGAACAUUCCUUGCAUUCGGAAGAAAGCUGAAUGGGCUCUUCGGUGGAUUUCCGACCGUCAAUCCUCAUUUGCUGAACGUCUCGUCGCAUUUGCCGCCGUCGAGGGAAUUUUCUUCUCGGGAUCUUUCGCGUCUAUCUUCUGGCUCAAGAAAAGGGGUCUAAUGCCGGGUCUAACGUUCUCCAAUGAGCUGAUCUCUCGUGACGAGGGUUUACAUUGCGAUUUUGCUUGUCUACUCUAUACUCACCUGCGCACGCGACCUUCGCAUAAGACGGUCUUGGCGAUCAUUACCGAAGCUGUCAGGAUCGAACAAGAAUUUCUUACCGAGGCUUUACCAGUAAAACUCAUCGGAAUGAACGCAACACUGAUGAAACAGUAUAUUGAAUUUGUUGCCGAUCGGCUGUUGGUGGCCCUGGGUUAUGAAAAGCACUACAAGUCUGACAACCCUUUUGAUUUCAUGGAUCUGAUUUCCUUACAAGGUAAAACCAACUUUUUCGAGAAACGGGUCUCGGAUUAUCAAAAGGCCGGUGUCAUGAGCAAGUCAUCGCACAGCAGUGAUCCGUCGGAAAAUAUUUUUACACUUGACGCUGAUUUUUAA
Messenger RNA from Acaulospora morrowiae, 1293 nucleotides. The record is from the annotation of a GenBank genome assembly. NCBI's taxonomy places the organism in Eukaryota, Fungi, Glomeromycota, Glomeromycetes, Diversisporales, Acaulosporaceae.